Molecule: messenger RNA, 1167 nt
Organism: Sphenostylis stenocarpa
Lineage: Eukaryota; Viridiplantae; Streptophyta; Magnoliopsida; Fabales; Fabaceae
Source: the annotation of a GenBank genome assembly
AUGAGAACAAGGAGAGGAGCGUGUUAUUCUAGAAUAGUGUCAAGGAUGUGUUCCGAUGUCAGGAUUGCCAAGAAAAACAAGGAUCUACACAUGCAUAUGCGUAUGCAUGUCGCUGGAGAUUCCUUUAUUUAUAGCCGGAAAAGACAGAAGAAGACGCCGGAAAAAACUGUUACCGAUUACGAUUUUCUCGAGUCUUUACCGGAUGACCUUGUCAUCUCUAUCUUCUGCAAGCUUAGUUCUACCGCCACCAAACCUUCCGAUUAUCUCAAUGUUUUAAUCACAUGUAAGAGAUUAAACAAGUUAGCACUCCAUUCGCUUGUUUUAUCCAGAGUCUCUCCCAGAGCUUUCACUAUUAGAGCCAGAGAUUGGUGCGAUUCAGCGCACCGUUUCCUCAAACACUGUGCGGAUGCCGGAAAUGUUGAAGCUUGCUACACUUUAGGCAUGAUUCGGUUUUACUGUUUGCAAAACCGAGGGAGCGGCGCGUCGUUAAUGGCGAAGGCCGCGAUUAAUUCUCACGCGCGUGCGCUAUACUCGCUUGCCGUGAUUCAGUUCAACGGCAGCGGCGGAACCAAAAGCGACAAGGACUUACGUGCCGGCGUGGCGCUUUGCGCGAGAGCGGCAUUUCUCGGCCACGUGGACGCGCUGCGCGAGCUCGGCCACUGCCUGCAAGACGGUUACGGCGUGCGGCAGAACAUAGCCGAGGGACGGCGGUUCCUCGUGCAGGCCAACGCACGGGAGCUCGCGGCCGUGUUGUCCACAAGCGCCGCCGCGCGCCACUGGCUGACGUGCAACCUGCAGCCGCAGCUCCGACAGGGGACCGGAUCUCCGUUACUCAGCGAUUUCGGAUGCAACGUGCCGGUGCCUGAGGUGCAUCCAGCCAGCCGGUUCAUGGCGGAAUGGUUCGCCGCUCGCGGCGGUUCGCCCGGACAGGGGUUGAGAUUGUGUUCGCACGCGGGGUGCGGGAGGCCCGAGACGAGGAAGCACGAGUUUCGAAGGUGUUCUGUAUGUGGCGCGGUGAAUUACUGCUCACGCGCGUGCCAAGCGCUUGAUUGGAAGUUCCGGCACAAGGCGGAGUGCGCCCCGGUGGAGCGGUGGCUCGAGGAGGACGGAGAAGAUGUCGGUGACGAUGAUAGUGACGGCGAGGUAAUGGUUAUGGCGGAUAGUUAG